AAACCAACAAAAACCCGGGCGCAAGAAAAGAAUAAUCUAAAAAUCACCAUUUAAAUGGCAGAUACAAGUCAGGAGGACAGAUGAAACCCUGAUGUAACUUGGGAAGUUCAGUUUCCUUGCAAUGCAAAGCAAAGGGGGUUUUCCACUAUUUCUCUCUGCCCCGCGGACAGAGGAUGUCUCUUUGCUUUCACUUUAUGGCUGUAAAAUAAAAAGCAGCUGCAUUUCUGCCAGCCCAUAGCAGCUGCGCCUCGGCUGUCCGGGGAUGCCGUGGUGUGGACAGUCCCUGCUGCAGCCCAUGGGCAAACCACGGCCAUCCACAGCCCCGGCGGCACCGGGAUUCCCCAGAUCUGGGGGCAGCUUGCAGGGACACAUGCAGCAGGGUACAGCCGCAAGAGCUGGGGGAAACACCUCCUGCUCGAUGCAGAAAGGCUUUAAACGGCACAAAUGUGGCUUUUGUGAAGCCGAUGAUGCCCUAGGCCGCGGCGGGGCCGGGCUGGCCGGGCACAGAGCGCCCUCUGCGGGGAGAGCCGCGCUGUGCAGGAGGGCCAGCCCGCCCUGGCACACUCCCGACGGGGGGCUCCAUCGCACGGGGGGCUCCUUGCCAAAGGAAGGAGCGGUACGUCUGUCUGUCUGUCUGCGUGGGAGCUCACCCUUGUUUUUUUGGGGUUUUUUUUGGUUUUUUUUUCUUUAACUGCCAUUCCAGUCCGUGGCUCAUCAUGGACCUGCCACAUGACCCCGGCCGUGCUCUGCCGCCUUCCCCACACACCUUCUCGCUUGAAAGACCCGCAGCACCACAGAGGCACGACCCGUGGGCAGCACUGGCGUGCCCCGUCCCGGAGCCAUCGCUCCCCUCGGCUCCGUUCCCUCCGCAGCGCCUCACUCGGUGCCGAAAGCAGCGGGGAAUGCGGGAUCGGGGCCAGGGACAUCUCUGCCCACAUGGCUCUGCAGGACCCGGAGCACAGGGGCGAUGCGGGGCCUGUUCCUCACAGCGCUGUCAUCUGGCAUGGCACAGACACCGAACAAAAAGGCGGAUUCUGCCUCAAUCUCACGCUGUAAAGGCAGGCGGGAGGCACCUGCUGCGCCUCGGGCUGUUUCCCUGCCCCGCGCCGCUGCCCAAACAGUACUUUAACCCAGCUCUGGCUGGGUGUGUUAAAUAAACACAGGAGGUUCCCCAGCACCCUUCCCUCGGGUCCCGCUCACCAGCACUCGGCACCCAGCACACCCCAGAAAUGCGCUUCCUCCCCCGCCUCGGCCUCUCGGCCGCCCUGGCCGUGGCCGCCCUCCUCAGCUGGCAGCUGCUCCGGACCCCGGCCCGCGGAGGUGACCUGGCCCUCAAGGCAGAGGAGGGCUUCACUUUGACACUGGACACCUUUCUUCAUGUCCAGCAGCUCAGGAAGAGGAGACUGAAAGCUUUCUGCCACCGAGCAGGCAAAUCCACCACGCUGCCAAACAGCCAGGGUGAGAAAGCCUCCCUGCUCCCGAGUCUGAGGGUGAACACCAGGCUGGACCUCCUGUACUGCCAAGUGCCAUCCACAGGGGUGGAGGAAUUGCAUCAGCUUUUGGAGAAGCUAGAGGAGAAAAAUGUGACGCUGCCAGUGCCGCUCCCCUACCGCCGGCUGCACACUAGGGAGACACGACUGAGCGAGUUCAACCACACGGAGGUAAAGGCCAUGCUGGGCUCUUACACCAAAGUGCUCUUUGUCAGGGACCCUUUCCACAGGCUGAUCGCCACCUUCCUGCAAGGCAUGGCCAUCAGCCCGUCCUUCAGCAGCUUCGUCCAGGAGGUCCUAGACAGUGGGAUGCACAACGGCAGCGUGCCCUGGAAGCCACUGGUCAGCCUGUGCCGGCCCUGCCUCGUGCACUACGACUACGUGGUGAUGUUUGGCUUCCUCGGGCAGGAGCUGGGCCACCUGCUGCGCCGGGCCGGGCUGCCUGCGGGCGGCCUCCUCCCCGAGCUCACCGACAGCCAGGUGCAGUGGACCUACAGGUGGUUGUCAGAGCAGCUGUUCAGCGAGCUGUCUGCCCUGCAGAAGCAGCAGCUCGCUCAUUUCUACCGCUGGGACCUUGCUGCUUUCCCAUUUCCCAGCAGUUUCCUGUCACACCACCCCAGCACCGCAGAGACCUGGGAGAAAUAGCCCGCACAGAGGAACUGUUUCAGGGAGUGUUAAUCCAAAGGCAUGUGCUUCGAGAUACUGGCAGGCCUUUGCUUCCCAGCUCCUUGCGGUGAGGUUUUCUGUGUCACAGUCCAAAACACUUGUCAGAGAGCUGAGACAGACCACUGCCAGGGACGGGGGAUCAACAGAGUUAAAUCGUGUUUGAACACGACAAGAGCAGGAACUUGUGGCACUGGGCCUUGGAAAACUGCAUGAACUGAACUGUGAUGGGAUGAACCCAGCAGUUUGGGGUAGGGUGGGUUGGACCUGCUGCAAACCACAGCAGCAUCACACGUGCUGUACCCCCACUGACAUUUCCUUUUCUGGGCUCCGUGUUGGGCCAAGAGGUUUGGUAAGGAUUUCUUCAUGACACACAGAUGCAAGAAGUGCUCCCAAAGGAGCAUGUCACCUGGAGGCUGAGCUGUGACACAGGGUGGCACACCCUGCUGGGGAACCACUGGCAAUGUUCCCAACCUUUUCAUGCUCAGGGAGGGUCAAGCCUGGCCCGUCAUUUGGUCUCUUCUGUUCUGUUCUAUAACCUCACCUCCUAUGGGUGUGGGCUCAAGUACGUCCUAGGGAUGGGACCCAGUGCUUGCUCCAUUCACAGGUUUUGAGUUUGGCUCCCCUCCUUCCAGGGCUGACUCCAGUGGGCCAAGGCCAGCGUUCAGCUCGGUGCACUUGCACUGACAGGAGGAAGUGUCAAUGCAGACCAGGUACAGCCACAGCACCAGACAGUGCCUCCCACCUUGUGUCAGCAGCUGGUGGGCCCUGUGGAGGUGGCUAGAAGCGUCAGAAUGCAGCACUGUGCAGCUGUGGAAAACAGGAUGUGCCUACUACAAGCUCCUGCUAGCAGAGAAGCACAAGGACUGACUCUGCUUUCUUUUGGACUUGGCUGCUGGCGUGGCCAGACAGAGGCCCAGUCUCUCCCCCUGGCUCAUGGCUUCAUCCAGCUGGGCAGCACAGAGCAAGCAC
Prinia subflava (tawny-flanked prinia) is the source of this 3125-nucleotide messenger RNA. RefSeq names its product carbohydrate sulfotransferase 8-like. The coding region runs from base 1230 to 2135 and encodes 301 amino acids. Gene Ontology annotation, molecular function: sulfotransferase activity. Gene Ontology annotation, biological process: proteoglycan biosynthetic process; carbohydrate biosynthetic process. Gene Ontology annotation, cellular component: membrane. The record is from RefSeq and is a predicted model, not a curated record. Lineage: Eukaryota; Metazoa; Chordata; Aves; Passeriformes; Cisticolidae. The transcript is spliced from 2 exons.